Cryptotermes secundus is the source of this 3132-nucleotide messenger RNA. RefSeq names its product protein yellow. Lineage: Eukaryota; Metazoa; Arthropoda; Insecta; Blattodea; Kalotermitidae. The coding region runs from base 68 to 1861 and encodes 597 amino acids. The record is from RefSeq and is a predicted model, not a curated record. Gene Ontology annotation, cellular component: extracellular region. The transcript has 2 exons.
CAAGUCGACAUUCGUUGUAGGGAGUAAGUAGCGUCUAGUUCGCGCAUUCAGAUCACCGCGUUGAGCUAUGUUGUGGGUUCAGUUAGUGGUUAUAAGCGUGACGGGGUUCGCCGUCAGGGGCCAAGACCCAACGGAAGUGUUUGGCGUUACCUACGAAUGGAACAAACUUGAUUUCACGUGGCCUGAUGAUUCUUUUAAGGCUAGAUUUCUAGACUCUUCGCAAUUUAUACCUGAAAAUACAACAAUCUCAGGUGUUAAAGUCUGGAGGGAUAGACUGUAUGUGACUCUUCCUCGCUGGCGUCGCGGUGUUCCUGUGACUUUGGCUUCUGUUCCGCUCCCAACGGCGGGACGCUAUCUCAACACAUCUCCCAAGUUGGAACCGUUCCCAUCGUGGGAGAUGCAGCAUGUGGGGAACUGCUCGGCCCUCCAGAAUGUACAAAAUGUUGAGAUACACCCGGAUGGAUACAUGUGGGUCAUCGACUCUGGAAGAGUUGACACACUAUCACAACAUCCUGACAGCCGGUGUGCUCCUAAAAUCUUCGUCUUCGACCUCAGUUCUGGGACUUCGUCCUCUCCAGGGUACAACUCAUAUGACACGGACCACAGACAUGAGAAUACGGAACGCAAUCAUCAAACAACAGGUUACUACCAGGGGGGGUAUAACCCUUCUAGUGACCUUCAGGGUAGAUACAAUCCCCCGGGUGGAAACCAAGGUGGAUACAACCCAUCGAGCGGCCAUCAUGAUACGUAUAAUUAUCCCAGAACCAGUCACGAUGGAUACAAUCCUCCGAGUGGUAAUCGUGAUGGAUACAACCCUCCGAGUGGCCACUAUGAUCGAUACAAUCCUCCGAGUGGCAACCAAGGCGGAUACAAUGCUCCGGGUGACAAUCACGGUGCAAACCAUUCCCCUAGGAGCUAUAACGGUAAUUACAACAGGCCUGGUGUUAUUGUUAGGGAAGUAACAUUUCCUGACUCAGUGAUUUCUCGGGACACCUACUUGGAAGACAUCGUCCUAGACACCGAUGGCUCCGGUUAUACUUACAUCAGUGAUUCAAGUGAGAACGACCCAGGCCUCAUAGUGUACAGCUGGAAGGAAAAUCGUUCAUGGAAAGUCCGCGACGGGAGGUCCAUGAGAGCAGAUCCCGGUGUCAGAAGUUUAUCUAUUAACGGAGUGUAUGUAGAUAUAAACAGGAAUAUCGCUGGCCUCGCCUUGUCUCCAGUUUCAGACAGCGGUCAAAGGCGUCUGUACUACUCGCCCCUCGGUAGCUACUCGCUUUUCUCUAUCCCUACGUCCGUAUUGAGGGAUGAAACCCACGCUGUAGGAGAUGUAUCAGGGUAUGUUAAGACCCAUGGUCGUAAGAGAUCUAUCAGCCAGGGCAUGGUAAUGGACUCACACGGGGUUCUGUACUACGGGCUAUUAGGGGAGAACGCUAUUACCAAAUGGGACACCAAUCUACCCUUUGAAGGGAACCAACAUAAAAUUGCUCAAGACAACAAUCUACUCCAGUGGCCCGCCAGCUUUGGUUUCGACUCUCAACUGAGGAAUCUGACAGUUGUUUCGAACAGGCUUCAGAACUUCUUAUCAGGACGAGUUCAUCUCAACGAGCCGAAUUUCAGAAUCAUCACCGCAUUCACCGGCACCAAAUCAUACCUGUAUCCGAGAACAGGGAUUGAUUACGCCACGUCUUCGCACAGAACUACCGAAAUACUGGACGGAAGUUUCAGCGGCGACAGAAAUACGAUUCAUCAGUCUCGACACGAACACAUUACGGGCAACAAUCACCUAAACGCCGGAGGACGGAUGACGCCCAUUUUGAACAUGAUAGCCGUUCUUGUUAUUACCAGACUCGCGGUAGCAUAGGCACCGACAUCGUUCGGCUUCGCUGUAGAAAGAACACCGAAAACUUGGAGUAUGCUACAGUGUCUUUGGGGCCGUGAGAGACCUCGAAUACAGUAUAAUCAUUUACUGUGUCCAGAACAUGAGUCAGCUGAUGAAGAAGUGACAAUUUUUCAAACUUGGGACUAGUAGGAAAAAGCUGUGCUAAAGGAGAAGCAACAAGAAGCCCAGAGACAGAGGAACAAGUCCUGUCCUACCUAGCAGCAUUCCAAUUGAAUCGUCUGAAUUUCAUAUCAAUAAGCAUUGUCUCAAUAAAGGCAUAAUCUUAUUAGUCAUCAUCUGAAGAGUGAGUUCAUACAGAUUGUCAGUGAUUUGUCCUAGAACAAGUGGCACAUCUGAAGAGAAACCGUUUGCUGUUUAUAAUAUACUAUCAUCAUCAAAUUAGUGGAUGGUCUUCAUAAAAAUAUACGAAGUCUAAAUUCAGAAUAAGAUUUACUUAUCAUUUAUCAUUCUAGAAUUAUCAAACUUUAAACUGUUAUGAACAACAUCAAGCACUGGAAACUAAAAGAUCAAAUAAAUGAACGCAGUAAACUUAUGGAAAAAUGAUUAGAAUUGAAUUAAUGUUACAGUGAAACUAUUUACAAGUCUCUUUAAAGCACAGCAAUGUUCCCGGCCAUGUUUGCCCAUUCUCAGCUUUGGUUGCCAAUUGAUAUCCGUUGCAUGAGCAGAAGUGGCAGGCAUUUUGACUAACAAUCAGUACCUGACUGUGGUAUUCAUGAACAUGCAAAAGAUUAGUUUUAUCAUGAUAGCUACAAUAAACUUCAUUAUUUAAUUAAUUUUGAAUAUAAUGUAGAUAUGUAACAAGUAGAGUCAAAUUUGUAAACACUUGUUUUUGUGGAUUAAAAAAAAUUCAAAAGCAACAUCAUUCUGAUAGAAUGAAGACUAGAUUUGCCAGAGCUAGAACCCAUAGAAAUGCCAAAGGAAGAGAUAUAUGUGGUCCAUAAUGUCACACAUUCAACAGAAUAUGAUGGUACACUCAGUAUAUCACACUUUCAGAGUGUUGAAUCAUGCAGUUUUAUACUACACAGUAUAAUUAAUAUUAUUCUGAGAUAAUUUUGGAUUCUUUCUUGUAAAAACAACAUAUCUUGCACUUCUCAUUCUAGGAACAAGCCAUUAUUUGGCUUGAGGUUAAUGUUUUCUGAGGUGUGUUGCCAGACAGUCUGGUAGAUGAUUGCCAACAGUCCAUAGGUACACUGCUGCCUCCACCUUUGUGAUAGAGAACUACUUUUCUACCC